Messenger RNA from Entamoeba histolytica HM-1:IMSS, 1488 nucleotides. RefSeq names its product Proliferating-cell nucleolar antigen p120, putative. Gene Ontology annotation, biological process: maturation of LSU-rRNA; rRNA base methylation. The coding region runs from base 1 to 1488 and encodes 495 amino acids. The transcript has a single exon. Gene Ontology annotation, cellular component: nucleolus. Lineage: Eukaryota; Evosea; Mastigamoebida; Endamoebidae. Gene Ontology annotation, molecular function: RNA binding; rRNA (cytosine-C5-)-methyltransferase activity. The record is from RefSeq and is a predicted model, not a curated record.
AUGAAAAGAACAUCACAAGAUAAUAAGGUAAAAAAAUCAGAUAUAUCUCAAGACAUUGUUGAAGAUAUCAAAAAAGUUGAAACAACCGAAGAAGUAAAGGAGAGCCUUCCAACAGAGAAUAUUAAAAAUAAUGAAGAAAAAGAAGAGCAUAAAUUAGAUGAAAAAGAAGAGCAUAAUUCAGAAGAAAAAGUAAAAGAAGAAUCUGCUGAAGAACUUUUUCCAUCUGGUGAUGAAGACAUUAAAGACGAGUUUAGUGAAGAAGAAACUCCAUUCGAACAAAAUGCAAAGAAAACCAAUUUAAAGGAAGCAAAAAUUAAAGCAGAAGCUGCUGAAGAAAUGCAAACAAAUAUCGCUGCUGAACAAAGACAUACACUUCCAAGUGGACAAGAAAUUAUUCAUGCACAAGAGAUAGGGGAUGUAGCUACUAUUGGAACUCGAAUUAGAGAAAUUGUUGCUGUUUUAUGUGAUUUUAAAGCCAGACAUGAAGAAGGAAGAAGUCGUCAAGAAUAUAUCUCAUUAUUAAUUCAAGAUAUGCAAACGUAUUAUUCAUGUAAUGAAUUUUUAGCAACAUUGGUUGUAGACUUAUUUGGACCAAAAGGAGCUGUUGACUUCAUGGAAGCAAAUGAAGCACCAAGACCAGUUACAAUUCGUGUAAAUACAUUAAAAUCAAGAAGGAGAGAACUUGCUCAAAAAUUAAUUAAUAGAGGUGUUAAUGUUGAUAUGAUUGAAUGGAGUAAAUCUGGGUUAGUUGUUUAUGACUCUCAAGUCCCUAUUGGUGCUACUCCAGAGUAUUUGGCUGGUCAAUAUAUUUUACAAAGUUCAUCAUCUUGGGUUUCUGUUAUUGCUUUAGCACCACAACCAAAUGAAAAAAUUUUGGAUAUGUGUGCUGCUCCAGGAGGUAAAACAACUCAUAUUGCUGCAUUAAUGAAAGACACUGGUGUUCUUGUUGCAAAUGAUAUUAGUAAAGAUCGUCUUAAAGCAGUUAUUGGUAAUGUUCAUCGUUUAGGAAUUACAAAUACUAUAAUUACAAAUUGUGAUGGACAUGAAUUCCCUAAGGUGAUGGGUCAGUUUGACCGUGUUUUAGUUGAUGCUCCUUGUACGGGUUUGGGUAUUAUUUCACGUGAUGCAGCUGUUAAGUUAAGCAAGAGUGAACAGGAUAUUAAGGAUUGUACAAGAAUACAAAAAGAAUUGAUUUUACAUGCCAUUGACUCAGUAAAUCCAAAAAGUAAAACUGGUGGGUAUGUAGUUUAUUCUACUUGUUCUAUUACUGUAGAAGAGAACGAAGCAGUAAUUGACUACGCUUUAAAGAAAAGAAAUGUUAAAGUUGUGCCUAUUGCUUUACAAGAUGGUGUUGGAGAAGAUGGAUAUGUUAACCAUAGACAAUAUCGUUUCCAUCCAUCAGUAAAAAUGGCAAAAAGAUUCUUCCCACACAUUCAAAAUAUGGACGGUUUCUUCGUAUGCAAAUUAAAAGUGAAUGUUACUCAUUAA